Molecule: messenger RNA, 1239 nt
Organism: Syzygium oleosum
Lineage: Eukaryota; Viridiplantae; Streptophyta; Magnoliopsida; Myrtales; Myrtaceae
Product: GDSL esterase/lipase 7-like
Exons: 5
Coding region: 53-1183 (376 amino acids)
Molecular function (GO): hydrolase activity, acting on ester bonds
Source: RefSeq, a predicted model, not a curated record
AGUUUUCUCGUUUUCGAACUUUCCUCUUUCUCUCUGUCCGAUCAAACGACUGAUGUCGCGAUCAAUUGCGUGGUCGGGGACCAUGAGAAAUCACUCGCCGAUGGUUUCUGCAUUUUCUGCAUUUUUGCUUGCGGUGAUGCGACUUCAAAUGCGAGUGGCGUGCUCGUCAUCUUCAAGCCCGCUCGCACCGGCAUUGUACGCUUUUGGGGAUUCGCUGGUCGACAGCGGCAACAACAACCUGCUCCCCACCCUCGCCAAGGCUGAUUAUCUUCCUUACGGCAACAAUUUCAUGGGGGGUGUCACCGGACGAUUCACCAACGGGAGGACCAUCCCCGACUUCCUCGCUGAAUUUCUGGGGCUUCCUUAUCCACCACCAUAUCUGAGUUUUAGGACAUCAGCAGCGAUCACUGGACUGAAUUUUGCGUCCGGGGCAUGUGGCAUUCUCCCUGAGACAGGAAAUUACUUGGGCAAAUGUCUUAACUUGGGUGACCAAGUGAGGUUGUUUGAAAGUGCCGCCGUCGAUGAUUUACCGAGACUCUUCAAGAGCUCCGAUGAGUUCUCCGGCUAUUUGGACAAGUCGAUCUUCGCCUUCUUGAUUGGCAGCAACGACUACAUCAGCAACUACCUCAAUCCAACGCUCUACAGCACAAGCAAAACCUACGAGCCUCGGCCAUUCGCGAAGCUCCUCGUUGCUGCGCUUUCUCAGCAUCUAGAGAGGUUAUAUAACAUGGGAGCAAAGAAGUUUGUUGUCUUCCAGAUUGGCCCGAUUGGGUGCAUCCCAACCAUCGCGAAGAAAUCGAACCACGAUGGAGUAUGCGAUGGAGGACUGAACUUGCUAGUUUCCUACUUCAAUCAAAUGCUUCAACCGAUGCUACAGAACAUGACAUCCAGUCUCUCAGGAUCAAUGUUCGUUCUCGGCCAAGCGAAUUCGCUUGGCUACGAUGCAAUCAUCAAUCCAUCCAAAUACGGAUUGACGGACUCAAGAAACCCUUGCUGCACAACAUGGAGAAACGGAACCUUGUCGUGCGUUCCUUUUCGGACCCCGUGCCCUAUUGCCGAUAAACACUUCUUUUGGGACGGAUACCAUCCGACCGACGAGGCUUCCUCCAUCAUAGCUUCUCGGUGUUUCAAUGACACAAAAGUUUGUUCUCCAGUCAGCAUACAAGAUCUCGUGCGGAUAUGAACAUCUCAUCUGAUUAAUCCUAUCUAAGGCUGCUUAUCAUCUUGGGUUAUCAUCAU